Oncorhynchus tshawytscha (Chinook salmon) is the source of this 5916-nucleotide messenger RNA. Its product is annotated as dual specificity protein phosphatase CDC14AB-like. The record is from RefSeq and is a predicted model, not a curated record. Gene Ontology annotation, cellular component: centrosome; mitotic spindle; nucleolus. Gene Ontology annotation, biological process: regulation of exit from mitosis; cilium assembly; microtubule cytoskeleton organization. Gene Ontology annotation, molecular function: protein serine/threonine phosphatase activity; protein tyrosine/serine/threonine phosphatase activity. The transcript has 16 exons. Bases 387 to 2297 code for a protein of 636 amino acids. Lineage: Eukaryota; Metazoa; Chordata; Actinopteri; Salmoniformes; Salmonidae.
CGCCCUAUCCGCAAUCAUGGCAGGGAAAAGAUUUGUGCGGUGUGGGAAAGAAGUGAAGAGGACGUCUGUUGUUUGUAAUGCAUUGAUAUUUUCCUCAGUUGUUAACGCAGCGCGGAAUGAAACCAAGAGGCAUGCAAAUAUUUUUUUUUGCAGGGCUUCACUUUAUCCUUGGGCAUGGCUUUCGAAUCGGAAUGUCCAAAUGACGUGUAAUUUAUUCUUUCAGCCUAGACAGAGUAGAGCAAAGUGCGUGGCUAGCAACUAGGAUAGCUUCUGUCUAUCCAACUAACUUCAUUACUGUACUUUAAAAAAUACAUAUAGAUAGCUAGAUAACGGUAUCAGACUAAUUUUUUCCCAGUUUAGUUGGUAUUUGCAACUUGUUUGUGUCGAUGCCUCUCGACAGUCUUAAACAUUCUGCUAUUCUUUCAACUUUGUUUAAAAUGGCAGACGACAUAGAAUUGAUAGGAGCUUCUGAAUUUAUAAAAGAUCGAUUAUAUUUUGCUACCCUAAGAAGCAAACCAAAAAGCACUGCAAACACACACUACUUCUGCACGGAUGACGAAUUUAUCUAUGAAAACUUCUAUGCAGAUUUUGGGCCCCUCCACCUAGCCAUGCUGUAUAGAUAUUGUUGUAAACUCAACAAAAAGCUGAAGUCCUUCACACUGACCAGAAAGCGAAUCGUACACUACACCAGCUUUGACCAGCGGAAAAGGGCCAACGCUGCUGUUUUAAUCGGUGCCUAUGCUGUCAUCUACCUGAAGAAGACUCCAGAGGAGGCCUACAGGGCUCUGAUCUCAGGCUCCAAUUCUUCAUAUCUUCCCUUCAGAGACGCCUCAUUUGGAAACUGCACAUACAACCUGACUAUUCUCGACUGCUUGCAAGGAAUCCGGAAGGCCCUGCAGCAUGGAUUCUUUGACUUUGAGUCGUUUGAUGUGGAUGAAUACGAGCACUACGAGCGAGUUGAAAAUGGAGACUUCAACUGGAUCGUGCCUGGGAAAUUUCUGGCCUUCAGUGGACCCCAUCCCAAAAGUAAAAUAGAAAAUGGCUACCCUCUUCACGCUCCAGAAGCAUACUUCCCCUACUUCCGACAGCACAACGUUACCUCGGUUGUCCGGCUCAACAAGAAGAUCUACGAUGCCCAGCGCUUCACGGAUGCCGGCUUCGACCACUACGACCUGUUCUUUGUAGACGGCAGCACGCCAAGCGACAUCAUCACCCGCCGCUUCCUGCACAUCUGCGAGAGCACCGACGGCGCCGUGGCCGUCCACUGCAAAGCUGGCCUUGGGCGUACAGGCACUCUCAUAGGCUGUUACCUGAUGAAGCACUACCGCUUUACAGCAGCAGAGACCAUUGCCUGGAUCAGAGUCUGCCGACCAGGCUCCGUCAUCGGCCCUCAGCAGCACUUCCUGGAUGAGAGGCAAGCAGCCAUGUGGAUGCAAGGAGACGUGCAGCGUUCGCAGCAGAAGCAGCCGAGGGGCGUGUCUCGCCUCACCUCCAGCAUGGAUGACCUCACCCUCAACCCCACCCACACCACCGGCCCUGGUGGCAUCCUCAAGUCCCACAGCAUCGACCGCCUCCAAGAGAACGACUACAUUGGAGAAAAUGGGCUCUGCAUGACCCAAGGAGAUAAACUGCGUGCCUUAAAGGGCCGGCGCCAGCCCAGGUCUGCCACAACGGGAGCCCUAAGACUUGAAGACAUGAAAAUGCACACCAGGUCACCGUCCCAACCUUUUAGCAGGAUGAACCUCGGAGUGGGCACUCAGGGCACCAUCUCCCCUCUCAAGUCCUCCAAAGUCCCAUCAUCCUCUGCUUCGGCCAGCGCUAAGAGAAUCGGCAGCAGCUCCUCUUCGGCAUCCAACCUCAAGAGCUCCUCCAUCAACUCCAGGCUAGCCAGCUCCCUAGGCAACCUGUAUGCAGCCAACGGCGGUGAGGACAAUAAGAAGCUGCCUUUCGCUCCCACUUCAUCACCACCCUCCUCUCCCCCCUCGUCCAUCGUCACCAUCACUCCAUCGGGCCGGACGGCUCCUGGUCCCUGCUACGUGGCUAACGGCACGCGUGGCACCAAUUACCACCACCACGAGGCCAACAACAAUCAGUAUAAUUCCUCCCCCGCCGGGAUCUUCAGCCACGGUGGCCUCGCGGGGGCCCCACACCACGCUGCAGGCAGGCUGGGGCCCAGGCCUGAGGAUUAUGGCCCCUACAGAUCCCAAAAGGGGGGCUACUCCGGCCUGAGUGGACCCUCUGGCCGCUACCUCAGUCGCUCAAUCCCUUCCCUUCAAUCUGAAUAUGUUCAAUACUAAAUCGGUGGUUCUGCGUUGACCAAGACCGGACAGACACCUUGACACUGGACCUCUGACCUGGAUGGGAUGGGUCUCCCACCCCCUUUUUUUCUCUCGCAAUAUCUCCCCCACUCUCUCCCACAUACUGAAAGGAAAAUUAAUAAACCGUGGCAUCUGAAUGGGUGUGGUCUUUGGAGACGGGCACUUCGACAGCCACAAACUCCCAAGGGCUCAUGGAACUUUGAGUUUUGGGCUUCUUCUGUCAGCCUCGAUCGGCCUCGAUCCACCCUAACUGCAGUCACUGUUUGGAUAAUGCUUACAAAGGGCAACAAAAAAAAAAAAAUUCUGGCGAGCUAUGAUUAGGCUUGGCCAGACUGACUAUGUGAGUGCUCUUUCUUUAAAGCUGAGAUCUGGCCAUAUAGACUUUCCUGUAUCACAUAUCUGUUUUCUUUUAUAUGUUUGUGCUAAUACUGUGUACACGACUUGUACUGGGGGGGGGGAAUAGUUAAAAAUAAUAAUGAUUUUAGAUGAGGUUUUUAUACAUGAAAUAUGACAAUUUUGUUGCCUGGAUAAAGAAAUGUUUAUUUAGAAGUGGUUUAAAGAACAUGUUUUGGUUUAUGACAAUUCUAUUUUUGUCUCUGAGUGUAACUACUUCACUAACCAAUAUAUCUAGAUGAAAAUAUGUGAGAUUAAUGGAGAGACGACUUACGGUAUUUUGCGAGCCGUGUUCCUUAUCAACAAAGUAUUUACAGGACCAGGCUCAGGGUAAAGUGCUCUCCUAUUUACGAUUGUGUUUUGUGCGUGGGUGGGGGUGUACGUGUACGUGUGCAUGUAGUAGCAUGUACGUACCAUAGACUAUGAGAAUAUGUGCCCAUGUGAACACGUGUGCAUGAAAGAGAUUGAGUGGUGACCGUGUGUGUAGGGGGUUGUCUAGAGAUCAUGUUUGCAGUCCUCUGGUGAUGGGCUCUAGAGAAGAGAUGUGAAUGGAAGAGAAUUACAUAUAGGGAAGAAAUGAAUGCUGUUCACUAUUCUAAAAAAUAUUUUUUUGUUUUUGAUUAAGUCAAUUCAAUUGACUGGUGGGUUUUGGUACCCCAUUUUCAAUUGGAACUAAUAAAUGAUGUUCUCUGUUGCAAGCCUACAGGAGAUUUGCAUAUCAAUGGGACAACUAUAGGAUAAAUACUAAAGUCAUACCUGCAACCAGUGUUGUGUAGGCCUUGUGACUAUGUACUGUAUGUUUAGCAUGACGAACCAAAAGGAUGAUUCAAACCGUGGUCAUUACUAGAGGAAAUUUGAGUUGUUGUGUUGGACCGACACCACCCACAACACAAGCCUCCGUCCCUACAGUAUACUGUUCAUGCCAGGCAGCUCAGCAACCCUCUCCACAGGCACAGGAUCCCACUGCAAUCAUGCUCUUUUUAAUGGGAAAAUGUUUGAUUUUCAGUGUUAUUCGACACUCAUUGACUCGCUGUAGAUUAUGAAACUUGAUUUCGUGGCAGCCUAUUUUUAAACGCGCACACACACACCCGACUGUAGAACCAAUUAUGUUCGUUGUUUUAUAGUUCAAGGCGCAGUGGAAGUUCAUUGCUAUUACUGAAAUAUUUCCAUGUUGUGUGGCGUGUUUGUGUUGAAUGUAAAAACAAGAGACUGUUUUUCCUGGCUUGUGUGUAUUAUAAUUAGUUCUGCUUGUAGAUGGAGAGAACUUUUCAGCUUUGCAGGUAGAGGUUCCUAAAAAAAAAAAACUGAAAAGCACAACUGUCCCCCCCCAAAAUGCUUUCUUUGGAAUGUAAUGCUGGAUGUCAUUGGGUGCACAAUGCAGCGGUCAUUAUCAAAGCUGGUUUUCUACCAAUGAGUAUGGCCUACGAUGGCCCAACUAAGUACAUUUUCUGUUGGACCUUGUAACAAUAGAUCCAUAUAUUUGGAUGCUUAUUUUUUUAUUUUAUGUCAUUUAAUAUUGAAGUUGAUUUGGGGGAGAGAAAAAAAAUGGAUACAGAAGCAUUUGUUUAUCACUGAUAUCACUGAUCAUUUUUGUUAUUAUUUUAGACCUCUGUACAUUCCUGGCAGUGAAAUUAUUUUGUUUCAAAAUGGGAGAAUCUUAAUGCAGGUGUUCUACCUCCAUGAAAUGUACAAUUUUAAUAGCAAAGUUCUUACAUGCAUAUAUUUUUUCAAGCAGUAUGUAAAGAAAAUGUUAUAACUGUAGAUCAGUAAGCAUACUAAAAUGCAAAUGUCUCUACUGUAUGUACACAGAACAAAAAUAUAAACGCAACAUUUUAAAAGAUUUUACUGAGUUCAUUUAAGGAAAUCAGUCAAUUAAAAUAAUUGCAUUAGGCCCUAAUCUAUGGAUUUCACAUGACUGGGGAUACAGAUAUGCAUCUGUUGGCCACAGAUACUGUACUUUAAAAAAUAGGUAGUGCUGUGGACCAGGGGGAAAAAACAGUGUGACCACCAGUUCCACUCCUCUUCAAUGGCUUGGCUGUGCGAAGUUGCUGGAUAUUGGCAGGAACUGGAACAUGCUGUCGUACAUAUCGAUCCAGUGCAUCCCAAAAGUGCUCAAUGGGUGACAUAUCUGGUGAGUAUGCAGGCCUUGGAAGAACUGGGACAUUUUCAGCUUCCUGGAAUUGUGUACAGAACCUAGCGACAUAGGGCCAUGCAUUGUCAUGCGGAAACAUGAGGUGAUGGCGGCGAAUGAAUGGCAUAACAAUGGCCCUCAGUAUCUCGUCACAGUAUGUCUGUGCGUUCAAAUUGCCAUUGAUAAAAUGUAAUUGUGUUCAUUGUCCAUAGCUUAUGCCUGCCCAUACCAUAAUCGCACAACCAUCAUGUGGCACUCUGCUCACAAUGUUGACAUCAGCAAACCGCUCACCCACACGAUUCCAUACUCGCUGUCUGCCAUCUGCCCGGUACAGUUGAAACUGUGAUUUCAGCCAUGAAGAGCACACUUCUCCAGCAUGCCAGUGGCUAUUGAAGGUCACCAUUUGCCAACUGAAGUCGGUUACGACGCUGUACUGCAGUCGGGUCAAGACCCUGGUGAGGACGACAAGCACGCAGAUAAGCUUCACUGAGACGGUUUGUGCCAAAAUUCUUUGGUUGUGCAAACCCACAGUUUCAUUAGACGAUCCCGCAGGUGAAGAAGCCAGAUGUGUAGGUCCUGGGAUGGCGUGGUUACACGUGGUCUGCGGUUGGAUAUACGGCCAUAUUCUCUAAAAUGGGGUUGGAGGUGGCUUAUGGUAGAGAAAAUGAACAUUCAAUUCACUAACUGAUGGACAUUCCUGCUGUCAGCAUGCCAAUUGGCAUGCGUUGUGUGACACAACGGCAUAUUUUAGUGUUCCCAGCACAAGGUGCACCUGUGUAAUGACCACGCUGUUUCAUCAGCUUCUUGAUAUGCCCCACCUGUCAGGUGGAUGGAUUAUCUUGGCAAAGGAGAAUUGCUCGCUGAGGGAUGUAAACAAAUGUGUGCAUAAAACUUGAGCAAAAUACAUUUUUGUGCAUAUAGCACAUUUCUGGUAUCUUUUUGUUUCAGCUCAUUAAAAUGGGACCAAUACUUAACAUAUUGCGUUGUAUAAUUUUUGUUCAGUGUAUAUAUUUUACAUUUACAGUUAAUGCAGGUUUCUAAAGUAAGUAACAAAAUAAAAACACAUUUUAAAGA